This is a messenger RNA of Elephantulus edwardii (Cape elephant shrew), 3764 nucleotides long. RefSeq names its product tripartite motif containing 2 (gene TRIM2). The transcript is spliced from 12 exons. Gene Ontology annotation, molecular function: translation repressor activity; protein binding; zinc ion binding. The record is from RefSeq and is a predicted model, not a curated record. The coding region runs from base 58 to 2373 and encodes 771 amino acids. NCBI's taxonomy places the organism in Eukaryota, Metazoa, Chordata, Mammalia, Macroscelidea, Macroscelididae. Gene Ontology annotation, biological process: protein polyubiquitination; proteasome-mediated ubiquitin-dependent protein catabolic process; negative regulation of translation.
UCUGCAGGCUGCAGGGAGCCGAGUCCCCACGUCGGAGGAGGCAGGGGUCUGUCUCACAUGCACAAGAGUGGCCGUUAUGGAGCACGGCAGCAGUGUGCAGGGUCAAAGACAGCCAGACCCCCAUGUCAGUGGUCUAGGAUGGCCAGUGAAGGCACCAACAUCCCAAGUCCUGUGGUACGCCAGAUUGACAAGCAGUUUCUGAUCUGCAGUAUAUGCCUGGAACGGUACAAGAAUCCCAAGGUUCUCCCCUGUCUGCACACUUUCUGUGAAAGGUGCCUGCAGAACUAUAUUCCUGCUCACAGUUUGACCCUGUCCUGCCCUGUGUGCCGUCAGACCUCCAUCCUGCCCGAGAAAGGGGUGGCUGCGCUUCAGAACAACUUCUUCAUCACAAACCUAAUGGACGUGCUGCAGCGAACGCCAGGCAGCAAUGUUGAGGAGUCUUCCAUCCUGGAGACGGUCACCGCCGUGGCUGCUGGAAAGCCUCUCUCCUGCCCAAACCACGAUGGGAAUGUGAUGGAAUUUUACUGCCAGUCUUGCGAGACCGCCAUGUGUCGUGAGUGCACUGAGGGGGAGCACGCAGAACACCCUACAGUUCCACUCAAGGAUGUGGUGGAGCAGCACAAGGCCUCACUCCAGGUCCAGCUGGAUGCUGUCAACAAAAGGCUCCCAGAAAUAGAUUCAGCCCUUCAGUUCAUCUCGGAAAUCAUUCAUCAGCUAACCAACCAAAAGGCCAGCAUUGUGGACGACAUCCAUUCCACUUUUGAUGAGCUCCAGAAGACACUGAAUGUGCGGAAGAGUGUGCUGCUUAUGGAACUGGAAGUCAACUAUGGCCUCAAACACAAAGUCCUUCAGUCGCAGCUGGACACCCUGCUCGAGGGGCAGGAGAGCAUUAAGAGCUGCAGCAACUUCACGGCGCAGGCCCUGAACCAUGGCACGGAGACCGAGGUGCUGCUCGUCAAGAAGCAGAUGAGCGAGAAGCUGAACGAGCUCGCCGACCAGGACUUCCCGCUGCACCCCCGGGAGAACGACCAGCUGGACUUCAUCGUGGAGACUGAGGGCCUGAAGAAGUCCAUCCACAACCUCGGCACCAUUUUAACCACCAACGCCGUGGCCUCCGAGACGGUGGCCACGGGCGAGGGGCUGCGGCAGACCAUCAUCGGGCAGCCCAUGUCCGUCACCAUAACAACCAAGGACAAAGAUGGGGAGCUGUGCAAGACCGGGAACGCCUACCUCACGGCGGAGCUGAGCACCCCCGACGGCAGCGUGGCCGACGGCGAGAUCCUGGACAACAAGAACGGCACCUAUGAGUUUUUGUACACAGUCCAGAAGGAAGGGGACUUCACGCUCUCGCUGAGGCUCUAUGACCAGCACAUCCGCGGCAGCCCCUUUAAACUGAAGGUGAUCCGCUCGGCAGACGUGUCCCCCACCACCGAGGGUGUCAAGAGGCGCGUCAAGUCCCCCGGGAGCGGCCAUGUGAAGCAGAAGGCUGUCAAGAGGCCUGCCAGCAUGUACAGCACCGGGAAACGAAAAGAGAACCCCAUCGAGGACGAUCUGAUCUUUCGAGUGGGUACCAAAGGAAGAAAUAAAGGAGAGUUUACAAAUCUUCAGGGGGUAGCUGCAUCUACAACUGGAAAGAUCUUAAUUGCAGACAGUAACAACCAAUGUGUACAGAUAUUUUCCAAUGAUGGCCAGUUCAAAAGCCGCUUUGGCAUACGAGGGCGCUCUCCUGGACAGCUGCAGCGGCCCACAGGAGUAGCUGUGCAUCCCAGUGGGGACAUAAUCAUUGCAGAUUAUGACAAUAAAUGGGUUAGCAUUUUCUCUUCAGAUGGGAAGUUUAAGACAAAAAUUGGAUCAGGAAAACUGAUGGGGCCCAAAGGAGUUUCCGUGGACCGCAAUGGGCACAUCAUUGUGGUAGACAACAAGGCAUGCUGUGUGUUCAUCUUCCAGCCAAACGGAAAAAUAGUCACCAGGUUUGGUAGCCGAGGAAACGGGGACAGGCAGUUUGCAGGUCCCCAUUUUGCAGCUGUAAAUAGCAAUAAUGAAAUCAUUGUUACAGAUUUCCAUAACCAUUCUGUCAAGGUAUUUAAUCAAGAGGGAGAGUUCAUGUUAAAAUUUGGCUCAAAUGGAGAAGGAAAUGGGCAGUUUAAUGCUCCAACCGGCGUAGCGGUGGAUUCCAAUGGAAACAUCAUUGUAGCCGACUGGGGAAACAGCAGAAUCCAGGUUUUUGAUGGCAGUGGAUCGUUCUUGUCCUAUAUUAACACAUCUGCUGACCCACUCUACGGCCCCCAGGGCCUGGCCCUAACUUCAGAUGGUCACGUUGUGGUUGCAGACUCUGGGAAUCACUGUUUCAAGGUCUAUAGAUACUUACAGUAACAGUGGGCGGCUAGAUACCCUUUACAGAGGUCUUGCACUAUAAAGUGGAAUGGAUUUCUCAACGCGGGACCAGAUUAUGACUAGAUUUUUUUUGCGCUUGAAGGAAUCACUGAUGAACUUUCUGAGGUUAUUUCUGAAUGUAACAAUUUCCUUAAGACUGCGUAUCUGAUUUCUGCAAUUCACCUUUAGGGUUACAAAACAACUCUUCUAUUGAACCUAUGAAAACUGCAAAGUUUUACACCUGUGAACUAUGGCUUAGAGAACAGGGAUUUAUGUAGUUAAACUAAUUUUGCAAAUCAAACAAACAUUUUAAAAACUUAGAAUAUUUAAAGAUAUUUGUUAGUCCUGUGAAUGGUUGCUUUUGCUGAGAGCUUCCAAAAACACAACAAAAUAAAAUCAGUUGUCGUUAUAUACUUUAUUUAACCUAGGCCACAAGCCCUGGGGGAUCUUCUAACCUCACUUUUGCAGUAGGUAUUACUCUUGUGACAUUUUUUCUGGUCAUCAGUAACUCUAUAUAAGUUACUUUAGGAAAAAUAGGGCUGUCUUGCAAAAUCCUCCCAGUUCUGAUUGGCAGGCCUUGAGUUUAGCACUGAAGAAUCAAUGCAAAUUUCCCAGCUUUGCUGGGUUAGAUCAAAGAACCUUUCUGUGCAUUCUUUUCACCUUUUGUGCUCACCCUGCAUAAAAAAAAGCCAAGGGGUUUUGAUUUCUAGGGAGAUCAGAAAUUCCUAAUGUUUUGAAAAGCAUAUUAUUAAUACUAGUCAUGCUACCUUUUGGUAAACAGACAGCCCCGUGAGCUUCAGAUUCAUGUACUGGCAUGUAACCAAGGAAAGGGUAAGUCAUCUUGUCUGUGCCAUGUUCUCUCCUGUGUCUCUCCUUUUCCACUUCAUGAAAGCGAAAGCUUUACCUCCUGCAAAAUGUCAGCACAUGUAGUAGGACACCAGUAUCCUAGGACAGAGAGCCAUAAGUAGCCCUUUGGAGGACGAAUGGUGUCAACCAAAGGCAUGUGAUUGAUCAAUGGUUUCCCCUUAGAAAGCAAGUGUUACCAAAGUUGUGUUAUUUCAAAAGCAUUACAGGUAAGGGCAUGUUACAGUUAUUUAUCAUUGUCUAAUGAAUAGUAGAGGUGUUAAGGGACUAUGUAUACAUGAUUAGGGUAAGGUAGAAUGUAUAAUAUAUAAAUAUAUAGCUGACUCUUUGGUGUAUUGAAAUAGGCAGCACUCUAAAAGACAGACAGGCAUCGUCCAGCCAUUCUUCAGCACAUUCCUUGACUGCACAUCUUCAAGCCGUCCGAGAGGAGCAAGCCCUAAAGCAGAUUCAUUUCUGCCGUUUUCCAGGAAUGAUGGUGGUGGACCUUUAGUCAGGAAAUGGCCUUCUGUGCGCUUAAGAGAAAAAAA